Messenger RNA from Sphaerodactylus townsendi, 2796 nucleotides. It is a transcript of the gene SLC35C1, whose product is annotated as solute carrier family 35 member C1. The coding region runs from base 526 to 1638 and encodes 370 amino acids. Gene Ontology annotation, biological process: GDP-fucose import into Golgi lumen; protein O-linked glycosylation via fucose. The transcript is spliced from 2 exons. Lineage: Eukaryota; Metazoa; Chordata; Lepidosauria; Squamata; Sphaerodactylidae. The record is from RefSeq and is a predicted model, not a curated record. Gene Ontology annotation, cellular component: Golgi apparatus. Gene Ontology annotation, molecular function: antiporter activity.
GAGCGGUCCACUAGAAGGAGACACACACAUCGGGAGGACCCGGCUCCUUUAAGCAGACCAAGCCCCUAAAAGCAUGAUGCGUCUGCGCAACCGGAGCUAAGUGCAGGAACUGGUGGGAGAAAGAGGAAGUGAGGAAUGGGGCUUCGCUCCUGCGAUCGGGGUCGAGGGCUGAGCUUGGCAGUCAGAGCACGGCCUUCGUUGCCUGGGGGCUCUUCCCCAUGUCUGUUCCACGCGUGUAACUUUGGAAGCAAAUCCCAUUGAUUGCAACGGGCCUUGAAGCCAAGAAAAGUCAGCGUCAGAUCGCAGCUUUCGCUUAUUCGCUAACAUUGCAGAUCCUGGAAGGAGUGCUCUGUGUAUGUGCUUGUGUGUGUGUGUGUGUGUGUGUGUGUGCGUGCGUGCGCGCGCGCGCUUGCACAAAGUGAGAGUGAGAUCUUGCUUUGCAUGGCGGUGACCUGAGCGGCACCUUCUGCGAGUGAGUAUUGACAAGCUACUUCCUGCUUCUCUUCUCCCCCCCCCCCCCUUUCCAUGAUGAACAGGAUCCAGCUGAAGCGAUCCGGGAUCCUUAAGAUGGCCCUCAGCGGCAUCUCGGACCCCCUGCUCCAGGAGGAAGAGGGGGAGAGUGGUAGCAGGCAGUCUUCUUUCCUGCUCAGAGCUGUGCAAAUUGCCACGGUGGUCUCUCUGUACUGGUUUAUCUCCAUCACCAUGGUUUUCCUCAAUAAGUACCUGUUGGGCAGCCCCACGCUGCGCCUCGACGCCCCUCUUUUUGUCACAUUUUACCAGUGCCUUAUCACCGUCCUCAUCUGUAAGCUGUUGAGCCUUCUGGCCUCCUUCUGCCCACCGAGCUAUCUGGACUUCCCUUCCAUCCGCAUGGACCUCAAGGUGUCCCGCAGUGUCUUACCCCUCUCUGUGGUUUUUAUUGGCAUGAUUACUUUCAAUAACCUGUGUCUCAAAUAUGUCGGCGUGGCUUUCUACAAUGUGGGCCGAUCCCUCACCACUGUCUUCAACGUGCUGCUUUCUUACCUGCUGCUGAAGCAAACCACUUCCCUUUAUGCGCUUUUGACCUGUGGGGUGAUCAUAGGUGGCUUCUGGCUUGGUAUAGAUCAAGAGGGAGCAGAAGGUACUUUGUCAUGGGCUGGCAUAGUUUUUGGAAUCCUGGCCAGUCUCUGCGUCUCACUGAAUGCAAUUUACACUAAAAAAGUCCUUCCUGCUGUGGAUGGCAGCAUUUGGCGACUGACUUUCUAUAACAACAUCAAUGCCUGUGUCUUGUUCUUGCCAUUCAUGUUGCUCUCUGGUGACUUUCAAACUCUAUACCACUUUGAUAAGUUGGGAAACCUCUACUUCUGGGGCAUGAUGACCCUAAGUGGGCUGUUUGGAUUUGCCAUUGGUUAUGUGACAGGGCUCCAGAUAAAAUUUACUAGCCCUCUAACUCACAAUGUCUCUGGGACAGCCAAGGCAUGUGCCCAGACAGUACUAGCUGUCUGCUACUAUGAAGAAACCAAGAGCUUUUUAUGGUGGACUAGCAAUAUGAUGGUUCUAGGUGGCUCCUUUGCCUACACAUGGGUGAAAGGGUUGGAAAUGAAGAAGAUCCAAGAAGAACCUGUUCCAAAAGCAAAUGAGAAAAAUGAGACUGGUGUCUAAACUAAUCCAGCCUGCACCUAACUAUGUGAAUGUCUCAUAUCCAAAUGUGCACGGAACUGAACCUCAUUGGAAGGGACUGGGUUUGAGGCCUGCAAGGCAGGACAAUUCCGUGACCUGAGAGCUGGGAGCAGAACUAAAGUCUUCCACACUUAACAAGAAUUUGCAGCAGUAAUCAUGGUAAAAGGAGGAAGGGUGUGAUAUAUAGGAGGUGACACGGUGGUGGUGGGAUAGUCAGCUACUGUAAAGAUCUCUGUGUCUACAAAGGCCCGUUUUUAAAUGGCUGUUGUCCCUUGUAAGUCUCAAGGAUGUAUAACUGGGUUUUUCUCUUGAUUAGAAGGCGUAUUCUAUUCAAACACCAAUGAAUCCUAGAUGGGUUGUGGUUCUACUUUUUGGGAGUAAGUUGUCUGUGCAGGUGUAUCUUUUUAUUAUUUGGCAUCUUGCCAAACAUACUGAGCAAUUCAGUGUAUUAAAGGGGAAGCCUUUCCUGCCAGCUAGUCUCUUGGCCAACUCGGCACAUGCAAGGUUGGCUAUUAACUCCUCCUGCCCCUAUGGGGCAUAUGUUUAGCAAGAAGUAUCAGGCCUCGUGUCAGUGAAUGGAAAUAUUUGAGUGUAUGAGUCAAAUGAAUGCUGAAGAGCAUUUUAGUCAAUGGCAUUUUUUCCAGCAAGUUUACUUGUAGGAGGAAACCUUUCCUGUUGAUUGCCUCACUCUAAUAGUCCUCAGUAGAAAUGAAGGCCAGUGUAAGAAGAAAGGGGCUUUGAAAUUGCGAUGAUCUGGUUUUCUCAAAACCAAUGGACAAAUUCUAGCUCCAAUUGAGUAAUACUGUAAUACAACCUGUUCCCAACUCCAAGAUUAAUAAUGAAGUGGGAGAUAUCAUUUGUUGACCUAACUUACUUAAUGCACAAUGAAGGAAGCAAAAAGUCAGCAUGCCUUUGUUCUCAGAACAAUAGGUUUCAGGUUGUUGUCUUUUGUUCUUUUAAAAAAAUUUCUCCUUUGCUGAGUGCGUUGCCAAGGGCUCCAAGAGCCCAAAUCUGAUUGGACCCACUUGCUACCUUGGCUAGAUAUUUUGGCAGCAGGAGUAGAUUCUCUCCAACCCAACCCAAUUUUGACUUACUUUGCUGAUUUGUCAUUGUUAAACUUUAAUAAAAGUAUGAUUUCUA